Molecule: messenger RNA, 1514 nt
Organism: Rhinichthys klamathensis goyatoka
Lineage: Eukaryota; Metazoa; Chordata; Actinopteri; Cypriniformes; Leuciscidae
Gene: kcnk3b
Product: potassium channel, subfamily K, member 3b
Exons: 2
Coding region: 225-1376 (383 amino acids)
Biological process (GO): stabilization of membrane potential; potassium ion transmembrane transport
Cellular component (GO): membrane
Molecular function (GO): potassium ion leak channel activity; open rectifier potassium channel activity
Source: RefSeq, a predicted model, not a curated record
CUAUGAGUCCCUGGGGGUGGUGCUGAAAGAACAGCUCCCACUAAACACGACUUCUUUUAAUAGCGGUCCCCUGUGGCCACUGGCCACUUUUUCAGGAGACCCUCAGUUGGGUUAUUGCUGCCAAGGGGUGCAAGGGAGUUAUGACAAGCCAUGAAUCAGGAAAGUUCCCAUGCCUGGACCGGAGCUUUGAAAACUGAGGGAUAUGUUGGAGCGACUAUGAGAAGAUGAAGAGGCAAAACCUGCGGACACUCGCCUUAAUUAUCUGCACUUUGUCCUAUUUACUCAUUGGAGCGGGAGUCUUCGAUGCUCUCGAGUCAAAGCAAGAGAAAACCCAGAAGGGCAAGCUCGACUAUCGAAAAUUUCUACUCAUGUAUAAAUAUAAUCUCACCAGGCUUGACUUUGAUCAGAUUGAAAAGGUCGUGUUGCUUCUGAAGCCUCACAAAGCCGGAGUCCAGUGGAGGUUCGCCGGGUCUUUUUAUUUUGCCAUCACUGUGAUAACGACCAUAGGUUAUGGCCAUGCCGCCCCCAGUACGGAUGCUGGGAAAGCGUUCUGCAUGGGGUAUGCGCUUCUGGGCAUCCCCCUCACCCUGGUGAUGUUCCAGAGCCUGGGCGAACGCAUCAACACCUUCGUCCGGUUCCUGUUGCACAAAGCCAAGAAAUGCAUGGGCCUGCGGAGGCCGGAAGUCUCCAUGGCCAACAUGGUGAUCAUCGGCUUCUUCUCCUGCGUCAGCACCUUGUGCGUAGGAGCAGCGGCCUUCUCCCACUAUGAAGGUUGGACCUUUUUCCAUGCCUUCUACUUCUGCUUCAUCACCCUCACCACCAUCGGUUUCGGGGACUACGUAGCCCUGCAGAAGGACAACGCUCUCCAAAACGACCCUCAUUACGUGGCCUUUAGUUUUGUCUAUAUCCUGAUGGGCCUCACAGUAAUUGGUGCUUUCCUCAAUCUAGUGGUGCUACGGUUCAUGACGAUGAACACCGAGGACGAGAGAAGAGACGCGGCGCAGAGGGCGCUGCUCUCCAAAGAUCAACCGAUAGGUUCGGUUCUGCGGCGUCCGGACCCUCCGAGCCCAGCCGCCGCGGGACGAGACAAAAGACGAGGGCUGAAGAGCGUCUAUGCUGAGGUGCUUCACUUCCAGACGGUGUGCUCCUGCCUGUGGUACAAAAGCCGAGAGAAAAUGGUGAUCCUCCCGCAGGAUAUGUCCUUUACUGAUGCGCUAAUGGAGCAAGGAGACAUGUCGCCCCACCACUUUUUCGAACCCGGCCCAACGGGCUGCGUGUGUAACCCUCAACGCUGCUCGGCCAUUAGCACUGUGUCUGCUGACCUGAGAAACAUCUCACCGUUCAGGCUCUUCUCCAAGAGACGCAGCUCUGUCUGAAUCACCUCACUUCCUUAUACAGUCACUGUAGAUCUUUAAUGAGUCACAUGAAUUAUUUUGAUAGCAUUAUAUAUCACAUAAAGAUGCUUGAACGGACCACCCAAGCUCGAGGUGGACUGAUGAAAACUUAUUUUUACA